AUGGCGACGGCGACCGCAGAGGCCGACUCCAAAGAGUCCUCUGCUCAUCCUCAUCCUCAACCUCAGCCGCAGCCUCAACCGCAGGCCCAGACACAGGCUCAGAACCCCGAUCCAAAGCCAUCCUCCCCUUAUGGUUAUCUCUUCGGCCCAGACAAGGCUCCAACACCGAUUCUCGAUGCUCUCCUUCGCGCUAUCGCCCAACAUAUUAUUCGCGAUAUUGGCGAUAGACAUGUUCAAGCCUUGACCCCCCAAAAGCUGGCAGCCUUCUAUAAGGCCGUUGGUGGUAACUAUGACUCCCUAUUUGUCGAUAUGCCAUUUCCCGCCAUAUCCUACAUUUGGCAGGUCACCGGCUGCCAGCACUCCAUGCAGCCCUCCGACAACGACUUCGACGCCCCUUCCGUCCCAGCCUUGACCCUUCGUGGCUUCGUUCGAUGGGAGUCGAUCGAGAUACUGCUGAGCCCCGAGGAACACGUACCUUUCAUCCAGCAGGCCGUCAAGAGCUGGAACCUGAAGCAUCCCGAGACGGGCGAACCCUUCCCCCCAGAUCUACCCGCAGAUGCACUGCCCAGCGAGCCAGACGCCGGAAUCGAGAAAUGGCACAAGAAAUGCGCUGAAAAACUGAGGAAGGCAGCAGUGCCAGACGAGGAGCCGGCAUCACCAAAGACUGCCCCUGCUCGCCCAGCAGAAAGAGACGAGCCGAGAGUGAAGGCAGCAUACGUGCACGUCCGAAAUCCCUACCCGCCCAAGGGAUCACCGAAGCCCUCACCUCCGCCUCGUGGUCCUCAGGCAGACUACUUCGUUCCGCCAGGCCGACCACCAGUUGCUUACAGCCAUGUUCCUGGGGGUCACGCCGCGAAUCGGUACCCCCCAUCUCGCCUCAAUAUUCCCCAGAGGACCCCAGACCAAGAUCGAUUCAGAGGACAGAACUCUCCUGACGACCGUCGACGCCGUAGCUUUUCCGACUACCCGUCUCCUCCACAGGAUCCGCACGCCAACCCUGAGCACUUGCAUCCCAAUCGACCGCCCAUGCAACCCCGCCGACACAGCCAGCCUCGACACUAUUCUUCGUCCUCAACGUCUGAUUCCGAGGACGCGGCGAGUCCGCGAUCUAAACGUCGCCCUCAUACACAUCAUUCAAACGAACCGCCACCACCCGGUUUCCGUCGUAUGGGCGCUCCCUCGAUACCCCAGCCGCCACCUGUCACUCGUGUACAUCGUGCGGAAUUAAGACCAGAGGAUGCAAGGCGUCGUAGUAUUCCAGUCGUAGAUGGCAUCAGGGAAAAAAUCAGCGAGAAAGUGGCGUCCAUUCUUCCCACUGGACGAUCACCAGAAAGACAUCGAAGCACCUCCGGUCGUCGAAGCGAUCCACCAUCUCGCCGAAGCCGAGAGCACUUGCCUUCAUCUAGGCUCAACCGCAGUUGGCCCGAUAUUGCAUCGGAGGACUCGGAAGCUUCAGACUCGGAAGAAGAGCGCCGCCGCCGAUUCAAAGCCCGAGAACGUAGGGAACUGGAAGAAAGAGAGCAACGGGAAAGGGAGAGAGCUAGAGAGAGAGAUCGCGGUCGAGAGCGAGACCGUAGACGCGAAAGAGAAAGAGAAAGAGACCGUGACAGAGACCCAGAACGCGAGCGUGACCGUGACCGCGUCGUGAACUGGGAGAGAGAAGAAGAUAUGGAGGCUCGUAAGCGAAGGGAACGGCCGGUCGUGCGGCCUGAAGCGACACGCCGAACGAGUAGCCAUGCGGAUGUGGACCGCAUGCGAGGAAGGCCUGAGCCUCCAUGGGAUCCUCGGGAUCCCCGCGAUCGGGAACUGAGAGAUGAUAGAGAUAGAAAGCGAUGGAGAGAGCGCGGGGGAAGCCCGGUCAUCUCUGGCGUUGGGGGGCGACAAUACCCAGCUCCGCCGAUGCGGAACUAA
Molecule: messenger RNA, 1911 nt
Organism: Colletotrichum paranaense
Lineage: Eukaryota; Fungi; Ascomycota; Sordariomycetes; Glomerellales; Glomerellaceae
Exons: 3
Coding region: 1-1911 (636 amino acids)
Source: RefSeq, a predicted model, not a curated record